Molecule: messenger RNA, 1491 nt
Organism: Aspergillus ibericus CBS 121593
Lineage: Eukaryota; Fungi; Ascomycota; Eurotiomycetes; Eurotiales; Aspergillaceae
Product: cytochrome P450
Exons: 4
Coding region: 1-1491 (496 amino acids)
Molecular function (GO): heme binding; oxidoreductase activity, acting on paired donors, with incorporation or reduction of molecular oxygen; monooxygenase activity
Source: RefSeq, a predicted model, not a curated record
AUGGCAAUGUUCGAAGUGGAAAGUCUAGGGCCUUGGGGUGUGGGUGUGGGUGUGGUGCUCACGUUGAGUCUCGCAACGGCGGUAUCUCAUGUCUGCUAUUGUUUGUUUCUCCACCCGCUGAGACAUUAUCCCGGUCCAGCCUUAUGGGCUGCCACGCGGUUGCCCUGGUGUUGGUAUCAGGCACAGGGACGACUCAACCAGAAGCUACUCGAGCUGCAUCAACAAUAUGGGCAGGUCGUGCGGGUGGCUCCCGAUGAGCUGUCCUAUACUUCAGAAGAGGCAUGGAAGGAUAUCUAUGGACCGCGGUCGGAUGAGAUGGGAAAGGAUCCUGUGUUCUCUCUGCGGACACCGACAGGCGUACAGAAUAUUCUGACGGCCGAUCGAGCAACGCAUACUCGACAGCGCCGACUGCUUUCGCAUGCUUUCUCGGAAAAGGCGUUGCGGGAGCAAGAGGGUAUGAUCCAGGGCUAUGUGGACCGACUGGUGGAGCAGCUAGCCUCUCGAGCGGGAGAUGGCCCUCAGAAUAUGGUGGACUGGUUCACCUUUAUUGCAUACGACCUAAUCCGAGAUUUAUCCUUCGGAGAACACUUCCACUGCCUCGACCAAGCCAAAUACGACCCUUUUGUGCAAUCCAUCCGAGCCAUUUCCAAAGAACUCACCUUCAUCCAAAUGUUCGCCUACUACCAUCUCCUCCAACUGCGUCAACUCUUCAUGCCCAGAGCCAUCGCCGGGGCGCGGGCACAAAACAUGCAGCGCGUCAUCCAGAUCGUCAACCAGCGCGUAUCCCGAAACACCGACCGAAAUGACUUUCUCCACUACAUCCUCGCAGCAAUGAAAACCGAAAAAGGCAUGUCUCGGGACGAGAUGAACGUCAACGCGUUCUCCUUCAGCAUAGCCGGAUCGGAGUCUUCUGCUACGGCCCUGAGUGCAUUUACCUACUUCAUUCUUACGCACAAGGAAGUGUAUGACCGACUUGUGGCCGAGAUCCGCGAAGGCUUUGAAACAUACGAGCAGAUUGAAGUUUCUGCCCUGACCCGACUACCUUAUCUGAACGCCGUGCUUCAAGAAACCCUACGAAUCUACCCCCCGGUAGCCGUGACACUUCCCAGAGUGGUCCCACCCAACGGCGCCACCAUCAAUGGACAAUUCGUCCCAGGAGGAGUAACCGUCGGCGUCAACCACUUUGCAUGCUAUCAUGACCCCCAGAACUUUGACCAUCCCCUCGAAUUUCUCCCUGAGCGGUGGCUACCAGAGUGUCAGGAGAGAUUUGUAAAGGACCGAAGAAACUCCUUCCAGCCAUUCUCGUUCGGGCCGAGGAACUGUCUGGGGAAGAAUCUGGCGUGGGCGGAGAUGCGCUUGAUUGCGGCGAAAUUGCUGUUUCGGUUUAAUAUGGAGUUGAGUGGGGAGAGUGGUCAGUGGCUGGAUGGGCAGAGGGUGUUUGGGUUUUGGGUGAAGCCGCCGUUGAUGGUGAGGGUGGUGGGGAGGGGGUAG